AUGUUAGAAAGAUUGAACACCAAAGAGAAACUGAUGAGAAUUGGUGUCACCCUUGACAAUUGGUGCCUCAUUUGUGGCACUAAAGUUGAAAGCCACACACACCUGUUCUUCAAGUGUGUUUACAGUAAGCAAUGCUGGUCUCACAUGGCUGCUUGGAUAGGCAUUAAUACAAUGCACUCUGACCUUGCUUCCUUGUUGCAGUGGAUUCAUAGGAAGAAGUUUUCCAGAUUUAAGAAAAGUGUGAUGUACUCUAGCAUAUUAGGUACAAUCAAUCAUAUCUGGUGUGAGAGGAACAAUGCCCUCUGGAAUGGUCAGGUUAGACUACCUGACAAAGUGUGUAGGAACAUCAAAUUUUGUGUACAUAACAGAAUUAGCAACAUUCUUCCUAGGAGUGUUAACCCUGGUGACUACAGUUGGUUCUCCAACUUGUAUGAGGGAUAG
Spinacia oleracea (spinach) is the source of this 441-nucleotide messenger RNA. RefSeq lists its product as uncharacterized. The transcript has a single exon. The record is from RefSeq and is a predicted model, not a curated record. The coding region runs from base 1 to 441 and encodes 146 amino acids. NCBI's taxonomy places the organism in Eukaryota, Viridiplantae, Streptophyta, Magnoliopsida, Caryophyllales, Amaranthaceae.